Messenger RNA from Leishmania major strain Friedlin, 1677 nucleotides. RefSeq lists its product as hypothetical. The transcript has a single exon. The coding region runs from base 1 to 1677 and encodes 558 amino acids. The record is from RefSeq and is a predicted model, not a curated record. Lineage: Eukaryota; Euglenozoa; Kinetoplastea; Trypanosomatida; Trypanosomatidae.
AUGUGCGCGUGUGUGCGUGUGUGUGCAUAUAUAUAUAUAUAUAUAGCUAUAAGUAGGUAUGUCUCCCUCUCUCUCUAUGUGCAAAUAUAUAGAAGGGUGGGUAUGCAUGUUUUAUCUGCACAUCUGUAUAGUCUUGGGCAUGUAUGUGUGUGUGUAUACAUAUGUAUGUGCGUGUAUCCGCGUGCUGCGCCACGCUCUCUUGCCCGCCUCUUCUGUGCUUGCCACUCGCUCUGGGCGCGCUGGCGGCUGGCGCCGGGUGGUGGCCGUGCGGAAGGUGGGCGGCGGCCCUCCCCUAUUUCUCUAUUUCUCUGUUUCUCUGUUUCCCCUUCGAGUCAACAAACGAGAGCUGCUCGGCCCCGUGACCCCGACCCGUGCUGUGGGAGGGGGAAACGUGUUGUGGUAACGCCGAUGACGGUGGGCGUUGUGGCGAGGACCGCGCGCGGAUGCUGUCGCGACGGUGGUGCGCGGCGCGGGCCUCUGGACACGCGUGCGUGCCGUCUCUCCCCACCGAUGCUCCUCUCCCUGCCUGCCCAGACAUCUUCUCUCUCUGCCUGCCCUCCCCCUCCGCCGCGCCUGAGCCCUGCGCACUGCCUGCCCGGCUGCGUGCAUGUGUGUGUCCCCGUCUGUGCCCAGCGCACCACUCAUUCACAGGGAGGACAGCGCCGUCGCCAGCAGUGCGCCUGCUGCCACAUGCGCCCAUGGCGCGCACGAACAUGCGCGCACACCGACGGCGAGGGGAGACCCGACAGCACCCAUCGCUCGAGCUGCGCCCUGUGCUGUGAAGCUCUUGCUUCAGUGCCCUCCCUGCCGUGCCGCCGCAACCGCGCCGCGACGUCUUGCCGAGAUGCGGAGGCGUGCGCCCGAAGUGGCCGCAGCAGCGCUUGCGUGUGCGCUCGCACCUGUGCCCCCCGCGUGGCGUGUGCCACGACAGGCGAUGCCGAUGCGCUUCUCCUGCCCGCACCGCGUCCGGACCGGUCAGCGGUGGGCACGGCGCCCCUGCUGUCGCAGCGCAUGAUGGGCGCCGGCGUCGUGCGGCUGUCCCGCCCUCGUCACGGCCAGCCGUUCCUGUGCUUCGUCGUGCGCGAUCCCAUCGUGUGCGCCGUGGCGAGGACGCGCACGCCGACGCUGCCGUGCCCGGCGCAUGCCUCGUUCUCGCUGCUGCACGCGGCGCUGGCGCACGCCCCGCCAAGCGGCUGUGCGCAGCGCUGGCCUGUGAAGGGGCGCGGUGUCCCGAGCACCGUCGGUGCUGGCGAGCUGCUGGCCGCGACCCCGUUGGACCUGACCUUCUCUGCGCACGAUGAGCUGCUCGGCGAUGCACAGCGCUGCGACCGCGUGGCGCGCACCUUCGUGCCAGCGGCAGACCUGUACCGGGCCGGGGGCGUGGUCUUCUCAGCUCGCACCUCCGCCACCGCUGCUGGCUGCGAGGCCGCGGCGCCGGUGGCGAACGCGCUUGUGUCCGCGCUCGGCGGUGUGCGCGGUGGCGGCGAGGACUGGCGGUCGCCGAGGUCCGCGUGUGCGCCGCUGACGGCAGAGCUUUCCGCCUGGGGUGGAGCGGAUGAGACACGCCCGUGGGGUGCGGGGGCCCGCACGGCUGGACUGCUGACCCGCGGUCGCGGCCGACGACGUCGUCCUUGUGCUCUGCCACGCCUCACGGGCGGGCUGCCUGGGCGUGCCUGA